AACGGCAAUAGCGGCUCUGAUCCCAGAACGCAGAGCAAUGCGGUGGCGGUGCGCAGUAUCGAGGGGUGGAUCAUCAUCGUCACCAAUAUCCAUGAGGAGGCGUCGGAGGAGGACGUCACGGAUUUGUUUGCGGAUUAUGGGGAGAUUAAGAACUUUAAUCUCAAUUUGGAUCGGAGGACGGGUUAUGUUAAGGGAUACGCCUUGAUCGAAUACUCCACCCUCCCCGAAGCCACGGAAGCCAUCAAAGCCCUGAACGGAACCAAAUUGCUGGACCAGACGAUCCACGUCGACUACGCGUUCGUGCGCCCGCCUCCCUCGAACAACAAAGGAAAGGGUGGCGGGCAGCGGGGUGGCCGUGGCGGUGGUGGACGAGGCCGCAGCAAGAGCCGCGACAGGAGUCGCAGCCCCGGCGCCGAUGAAGCCAGGGAGUAA
Molecule: messenger RNA, 432 nt
Organism: Aspergillus heteromorphus CBS 117.55
Lineage: Eukaryota; Fungi; Ascomycota; Eurotiomycetes; Eurotiales; Aspergillaceae
Product: RBM8 family RNA-binding protein
Exons: 2
Biological process (GO): RNA splicing
Cellular component (GO): cytoplasm; nucleus; exon-exon junction complex
Molecular function (GO): mRNA binding
Source: RefSeq, a predicted model, not a curated record